Messenger RNA from Oldenlandia corymbosa var. corymbosa, 843 nucleotides. The record is from the annotation of a GenBank genome assembly. Lineage: Eukaryota; Viridiplantae; Streptophyta; Magnoliopsida; Gentianales; Rubiaceae.
GAAUACUUAGCCCCGAUGAAUUCAGUUUCACCACAACAUAUUCACGCAUUAAUCUCCAGUUUGCAUUUUCUCUAUAUUGAUCAUCAUGGCUGCCAUCACUUACGAUCAUAAAGUUACUUCCUCAAUCCCACCGGCAAGGCUUUUCAACGCUUUCAUUGUUAACGGUGACGGACUCAUUCCCAAAGUUUUGCCUCAAACUAUCAAGAGCGUCGGAAUCCUCCAGGGAGAUGGUGGAGCUGGGACUAUAAAGGUUACCACUUUUGGUGAAGGAAGUCAAUUUAAGAGUGUGAAACACCACGUCGAGGCGCUUGACAAAGAGAAUUAUGUCUACAAAUAUAGUAUUUUAGAAGGAAAUAUCUUGCAUGAUGCAGUUGAAAAGGUUUCUUAUGAGACUCAGAUUGUGCCCUCUUCUGAUGGAGGAUCCAUUUGCGAGAACAAUAGUACAUAUUUCACCAAGGAAAAUGCUCAAAUCAGUGAAAAUGACAUUAAGGCUGGAAAAGAAAGCGCAAUCACUGUCUUCAAGGCCAUCGAAGCUUAUCUCAUUGCCAAUCCCGAUCUCUACUAAGUGAAUUUUCAGCGAUAUAUAUCGGAGCCUUUAGGUUUCUUGUGUCUCCAUGUUUGUGUAUGUGUGUGCGUGUGGUUUUUUCUUUUCAUUAAGUGAAUAGGGAAUAGAUGGCAUCGUACAUCUACACAUUAGUUUUUCUCUACUCGAUCUAUUCUGUUGCAGUUUUACAUCUUAUUUUAAUAAUCCACCUCUUUGGUUUGACAAAAGAGAAUUAUUAAAAAAAGGACGUGGGAGAAGAAUUUUUCAUUGUAUCAUUUUGCUCGAAUCAUUGAUGUUAC